Capsicum annuum is the source of this 2163-nucleotide messenger RNA. Its product is annotated as probable CoA ligase CCL6. NCBI's taxonomy places the organism in Eukaryota, Viridiplantae, Streptophyta, Magnoliopsida, Solanales, Solanaceae. Gene Ontology annotation, biological process: wax biosynthetic process; cutin biosynthetic process. Gene Ontology annotation, molecular function: long-chain fatty acid-CoA ligase activity. The transcript is spliced from 15 exons. Gene Ontology annotation, cellular component: membrane; endoplasmic reticulum. The record is from RefSeq and is a predicted model, not a curated record. The coding region runs from base 254 to 1933 and encodes 559 amino acids.
UAAGGCCUCCAUAAUUGGUUGGCUGGCAUGUCAUGUGUUUUGCUGCAUUUACCUCUGCUCGACUAACUACUUUUUCCACAACUCAUUUUGUUUUUCCCAUCACUUUUAUGGACUAAGUUUGAGCUAAAGUUGAUCCAUUCACACACUUCUUCACACACAUAUACAUAUAUUUUAUAUAAUAGCAUUACUUUACCGAGAUUUUACAGAAAUUAGCUUUCAGUAUCAUUUGUGAAUUCUAUUAUCUCAGGCAAGAAUGUCAAGUUAUACCGUGAAAGUUGAAGAAAGCCGACCAGCUGCUGACGGAAAGCCGUCAGCAGGGCCGGUUUAUAGGAACAUUUAUGCUAAACAUGGUCUUAUGGAAGUGCCUACUCGUUUUGAGUCACCUUGGGAAUUCUUUAGUGAAUCAGUUAAGAAAAAUCCAAAAAAUCAAAUGCUGGGACGCCGUCAGGUUGUCGACAAAAAGGCAGGUCCCUACAAUUGGUUGACAUAUGAGGAGGUUUAUGACACCACAGUUAAGAUUGGUUCAGCCAUUCGAAGCCGUGGUGUUAAUCCAGGAGACAGGUGUGGCAUCGGAAAUUUGGAUCACGAACUUCCUCAGAAAAGGAAGACUGAUAUUUGCUCAAUUAUGUACACUAGCGGAACUACUGGAGAACCAAAAGGUGUCGUUCUGACUAAUGCUGCUUUCAUGGGAGAAGUUCUGUCAAUGGAUCAACUUCUCGUUGAAACAGACAAAGAGGGAACGGAGGAGGAUGUGUACUUUUCGUUCCUUCCACUAGCUCAUAUAUUUGAUCAAAUAAUGGAGACAUAUUGCAUAUACAGGGGUGCUUCAAUAGGAUUUUGGCAAGGCGACAUUAGAUACUUGAUUGAGGAUCUUCUGGUAUUAAAGCCGACUAUAUUCUGUGGUGUUCCAAGAGUUUAUGACCGGAUAUACACAGGUGUGAUGGAAAAAAUUGAAGCUGGAGGUACAUUAAAGAAGCUGCUUUUCCAGUACGCAUACAACUAUAAAUUAAGGAAUAUGGAGAAAGGACUCAGACAAGAUGAAGCAGCUCCUCGUUUUGACAGGCUCGUUUUUGACAAGAUCAAACUAGCAUUUGGUGGACGAGUUCGUCUGAUGCUUUCUGGAGCUGCUCCGUUGCCCAAGCAUGUUGAAGAGUUUCUAAGGGUUACAUGUUGCUGUUCUCUAUCACAAGGCUAUGGUCUUACUGAAAGUUGUGGAGGAUGUCUCACAUCCAUAGCCAAUGUACAAUCCAUGUUAGGAACUGUUGGUGUUCCAAUGACUACAAUUGAGGCAAGACUUGAGUCAGUGCCAGAAAUGGGAUAUGAUGCUCUUGCAAGCGUGCCACGUGGUGAAAUUUGUCUGAGGGGAAAAACCUUGUUUUCAGGGUACCAUAAACGAGAAGAUCUUACAAAAUCUGUACUUGUGGAUGGAUGGUUUCAUACAGGUGACAUUGGUGAGUGGCAGCCAGACGGAGCAAUGAAAAUCAUUGAUCGGAAGAAGAAUAUAUUCAAGCUGUCCCAAGGGGAGUAUGUUGCUGUAGAAAACAUUGAAGGCGUAUAUUCCAGAUGCCCUCUUGUUACAUCAAUCUGGAUAUAUGGAAACAGUUUUGAAUCCUUUUUAGUGGCCGUGGCAGUUCCAGAAAGAAAGGCACUUGAAGACUGGGCCUUGAGUAAUCAAGAAACCGGAGAUUUUCCAUCUCUAUUCAAUAACACAAAGGCAAGGAAGUACAUUUUGGAUGAACUCAACAGCACUGCUAGGAAACACCAACUUCGAGGCUUUGAAAUGUUGCGAGCUGUUCAUUUGGAGCCAAAUCCUUUUGACAUUGAGAGAGAUUUAGUUACCCCCACAUUCAAACUCAAAAGGCCACAACUGCUCAACUAUUACAAGGACAUUGUCGAUCAAUUGUACAAAGAAGCAAAAGCAAAAACUGCAUAGAACUUGGAAGUUCUGAUCAAUUGGCAAGCUUCAAUUUAUUGUUUUGGAAGUUCAGUGUAUUCAUAUCAAGUGCACAUUACUGUUAAUGUAAAUCAAGAACUUGAUACUCAGAAAGACCAGAUAUAUAUAUAUAUGUACUGUCCGGGUUCUUUCCCUUAUACUGUGUAGAUAUGAACUCCAUCAUAUAAUUACCAAGUAAUGAUAAUUAAGUAUCUUGAAUUUAAGUUCAA